Solea senegalensis (Senegalese sole) is the source of this 1862-nucleotide messenger RNA. RefSeq names its product mRNA decay activator protein ZFP36L1-like. Gene Ontology annotation, molecular function: metal ion binding; mRNA binding. Lineage: Eukaryota; Metazoa; Chordata; Actinopteri; Pleuronectiformes; Soleidae. The coding region runs from base 108 to 1154 and encodes 348 amino acids. The record is from RefSeq and is a predicted model, not a curated record. The transcript is spliced from 2 exons.
GCCUGCUGAAAAAGAGUUGCGCAGCAGUGGUGCGCGGCCGAGGGGGCUCUCUGCAGGGUAAACAACAACGACCAGCAACUAUUUUCUGUUUUUUCUUUUCUACAAAAAUGACAGCGACUGUUGUUUCGCAUUUCCCGGAGUGCACAGAAGUUCCCAACAAGAACAGUUCGAUUUUGAACCACAGCAACAGUCUUGAGGGACCUGGGCAGACGUCUGUCCCGUGCUCCAAUGCAAACCUCUCCUGCAACCCUGCUGUGUUUCUGAUGGACAGGGUAGUAGUGGGGGCCCCCUCUGCAGGAGGCCUGUUCCAACGCUUUCACUCAGUCAGCCUCCCCAGUACAAAGUUCACUCAUGUCAACAGCCUUAAAAUGGAUCCACCAGUGGUGCUUGGUAGCAGCAGCAGCAACAACAAGGAGAACCGUUUCCGUGAGCGUUCUUAUUCGGAGCUGGGGGACAGGUUUCGCCCCGUUCAUCAGGUGAAUGUGGUUUCAAGUAGCCAAGUCAACUCAAACCGCUAUAAAACUGAGUUAUGUCGGCCCUUUGAGGGGAACGGCACGUGCAAGUAUGGUGAUAAGUGCCAGUUUGCCCAUGGCAUGCAUGAGCUGCGCAGCAUGAGCCGUCACCCAAAAUACAAGACAGAACUGUGUCGCACCUUCCAUACCAUUGGUUUCUGUCCUUAUGGUCCCCGCUGCCACUUCAUUCACAACGCAGAGGAACGCCGCAGGCCCCUUCCCCUCUCUGCUUUCAACAAGAUGGAGCGCCCUAGGCUACAACACAGCGUCAGCUUUGCUGGCUUCCCCAGCUCUGCCGGCCCAGAGGACAGCCCAAGGUCUGUCACACCUCCACCCAUGUUUUCCACUGAAGAACUUACAGAGUGGCAGAACAACCCUCCUACCUAUUCCAGCCAGGAGCUCGCCAACCUGUUUGGUCCAACCCUGGGCCAUUCAAUUGCGUCCGAAACCAAUGUUUUGGCCCUGCCUUCUCCAACCACCCCCGGCUUUUUUCAGCCCACAUCAGAGAGCCCCCCAGACUCUCUGUCUGACCAGGAGGGAUACCAGAGCAGCAUGGGCAGUCAGAGUGGGUCUGAUUCCCCCCUCUUGGAUGUCUCCCACCGCCUACCCAUCUUUAGCAGGCUCUCCAUCUCUGAUGAUUAACGAGUCUCCUCCUUUAGCCUCAUAUGUAAGUGGAGGGAGAGAGAGAAUGAAUGUUACCUCUCUAACGUCAGAACAUCGACCAAAUGCUUUCUCUGUUUUAACUUAAAGUAGCCCCACCAAAUCAGACUCUAAGUCUCUUCAUGAUCAACUGUUGUAGAGCUGCAACUAACGAUUCUUUUCAUAAUCGAUUAAUCUGUCGAUUAUUUUCUCGAUUAAACGAUUGGUCCAAAAAUAUCAGAAAACCUUAAAUGUUUGGUGUUCGUCAAACCUGGAAAUGAUGUUCUCAAAUGUCUUGUUUUGUCCACAAACCAAAAUUAUUAACUUUUAAUGAUUUCUUUGUUAUCCAGAGCAAAAUAUUCACAUUUAAGAAGCUUAAACAAUCAGAAAUCUUGUUUUAAUCAUGACAAACGUUUCAAACCGAUUCAUUGAUUAUCAAAAUAGUUGUUGAUUAAUAAUCGAUUCAUCAAUUAAUUGUUUCAGCUCUAAACUGUUGCUACGUGCUCUGCAGUGGUGCCUUGGUGAUAUGAUUUUGAAAAGCAGCGCAGAGAUCACCGUGUGUAUUGCAAACUUAUACCUGAUAAGUAAUGCACUGCAUUUCAACUAUGUGUUCAACUUUGACAUGAAACAGGAGAAAAUUAGUGAAUGUAAAUUUUCCAAUGGGUCUUGAAGGUUAUUGCUACCACCAAUAAGCUUUCUAAUCAUGACUAA